AAAGCCCUCCUUUAAAACUAAGGCUAAGUUAAACCUUUCAAUAAAAGCUUGUACAAUAACAAUCAUUUUACUUAAGAUCAGUGAAAUUUAGAUCAUUUUUAUUCUCAUUUUCAGUCCCAAUACAUAUUCAAUGUGCAAACAUAGUUAGUUUUAAUAAAACAAUGAUUCGUUUGGUCGAAUACAAUUUAACAAUUAAACAAAACCAACAACGACAUCCAUUGUCACCAACAAUAAUUGUUCGCCAAUUUGUUUUGCUCUGUUGCUACCUUUCAUUGGUCAGAUAUGCUGUUCAUGGUGAAACCAAUGAAUCAAUUAGUUCAAUUAUCACUGAACAACAACCAACCACUAAUAGUUAUACUUUGGCUGAAUUCAAUAAAACAUCAUCAACAUCACUUGAUUUAACAAGCGAUUCAAGCAACAAUAGUGGGACUUUUGAUGUUAAUGGUAUUAAUGAGUUAACCAAGCCGAUUGAGGCAACUUCAGUAUCUUAUUAUCAACAAAGUUCAGUUGAAUCUGAUCAUGUUAACACCCAGCCAACAGUAGAUGUGCCAUCAAUUGUCCGAAGUGAUUACAAUCAACAACUGGAUUACAAUAGUUCAAGCAUCUCCAAGAAACCCACAGUUAUGGGAUCACCAGCAAUGGGUCCUUUCAAUUCAUCCCUGUCACCCUUACAUGCAGCCAAUUCAACGUUAAAUGCGACUAAUUUGUCCAACAAUCAAUCGACCAUUUGUGAUAGAUAUACAUUUGAUCAUCAACAAGUGGCCAAGUUUUUUCUCACGACCAUGAUUCUGUUAGGUUUCUGUUGCCUACUAAUUAUUAUUGUCCUCAUCUUGGUUGCCUACAUUUAUCGUAAAUUGUCCAAGGGAAGAAACGUUAAGGUUAACAAUGAUAAAAGGGACGAGGGAAACAUUGAGAUUGAUACAAUUAAAGAUGGCCGGUUUUAUCCAAUACAAGACAAUGUUAACUUAGCCUUUGAUGACGAUGAUGGGACUGAAUUUAAAUAUUUUGGACAUUCUCAUUUGCCUUAUUCGAAGCGUAAUCAGUUUAAUGAUCAAUCGUCAACUGGAUCUUUUGGUUAUCAACGUUCAUCCAAUCCUCGUCAUUGAAACUAUUUAUCAGCUUUCAUUAGCCAUGACCAUAUUAGCGUACUAAAUGUUUAAUCGAUUCUUAUAAAUACCACACAAAGUGUUUUAAAUCAACCAAUAUAUUAAUUAUUAUCUUAGCAACCUUACAUUAAUAUUGCUUUUUUCAAACAUAA
This is a messenger RNA of Tetranychus urticae (two-spotted spider mite), 1258 nucleotides long. RefSeq lists its product as uncharacterized. The record is from RefSeq and is a predicted model, not a curated record. Lineage: Eukaryota; Metazoa; Arthropoda; Arachnida; Trombidiformes; Tetranychidae.